CAUAAUUCAAUCCAUGAGUUCUCCUACCUAAUUCGUGUUCUUUAAAUCUUAAGAAUCAUGAGGGUUUUAGCAUAAAUCCCAAGCUGUAUUAUCGCGCAACAGAAAUAAUCAAGAUCACUACAUUAGAAUCAGAGCUUAGUGAAUCUUACUAGAAUUGUUGGAAUUUAAAGUCUCGAUUGAAUAAUUAGCGAAACCGAAGUAGAAUUGGCGCAGUGGCUGCUGCAAUGGCAGCUCUGAGGCUCACGAGGAGAUUCCAUGGAUUCAACCGCACCAGAUUACAUAGCAAUGCCGUUCUAUGCUCUUCUUAUGAUCCCCGCAGAGAUUUGUCAAGCUCUUCCGACGGAAUUGACGGCCGCGAUUCACGAUUGCCUGUCUUGAUCGUCGGCGCAGGACCAGUUGGCCUUGUUCUCUCCAUUCUCCUCACUAAAUUAGGGGUUAAAUGUGCAGUUUUGGAGAAAAGUUGUGGUUUCUCAAGACACCCUCAAGCUCAUUUCAUCAACAAUCGAUCCAUGGAGGUGUUUCGCAAAUUAAAUGGACUGGCUGAUGAGAUUUUGAGGCAUCAACCGCCUGUAGACUUAUGGAGGAAGUUUGUGUACUGCACUUCGCUCACCGGGCAAGUUCUUGGUUCAGUUGACCAUAUGCAACCUAAAGAUUUUGACAAGAUUGUGAGUCCAGUUUCUGUAGCCCACUUUUCUCAGUAUAAACUCACAAGGUUGCUAAUUGAACAGCUCAAGCACAUAGGGUUUCAUGUCAGAAGCGAUGUCUUGCUCAACUCUGACGACGUAAAGCUUGCAGAGCAGCAAAUAUGCUUGGGGCAUGAAUGCACUUCCAUCAACACAACUGAAAAUGGUGUAACCGUGACUGCUUCCAUAACAAGGGAAGGAAAGCAUGUAGAAAAAAACUUCCACUGUGAUUUUCUUAUCGGCACAGAUGGUGCAAGUAGUACAGUAAGAAAACUAGUUGGAAUAGGCAUGAAUGGCGAACAUGAUCUGCAAAAACUUAUCAGCAUACAUUUUACUAGUCAGGACCUUGGACAGUAUUUAAUGAAUGAAAGACCAGGCAUGCUGUUUUUUAUAUUCAACACUGAAGCCAUCGGCGUUCUUGUUGCUCAUGACCUGAUGCAAGGAGAAUUUGUGCUGCAGGUACCUUUUUAUCCUCCCCAACAAAGGUUUGAAGAUUUCAGCUCGAUGAUGUGUGAGAAAAUAAUUUUCAGUCUGGUUGGUCGAGAGCUUGCAGACGUCAAUGUCCUGGAUGUAAAGCCUUGGGUAAUGCAUGCCGAAGUUGCUCAGUCAUUCUUAGCUAGUAACAACAGGGUAAUACUCGCUGGUGACGCUGCUCAUCGCUUUCCCCCUGCUGGCGGCUUUGGAAUGAAUACCGGAAUUCAGGAUGCUCAUAAUCUUGCAUGGAAGUUGGCUUCUGUACUCAGGGGAAUAGCACCACCAUCAAUUCUUUCGACUUAUGAAACAGAGCGUAGGCAGAUUGCUCUCUUUAACACUGAACUUAGUGUUCAAAAUUUUAAAGCAGCAAUGGAAGUUCCUGCUGCUCUUGGUCUUGAUCCAAGUAUUGCUACUUCAGUACAUCGUACCAUAAAUCAAAAACUUGGUUCCAUCUUACCUUCUGAUCUGCAAAGGGCGAUAUUCAAUGGAAUAUUUAGCAUAGGCCGCAUGCAGCUCUCUGGUUUUAUUCUAAAUGAAAACAACCCGCUUGGAUCUUCAAGGCUUUCAAAACUAAGAGAGAUCUUUGAAGAAGGAAAAAGCCUGCAACUCCAGUUUCCUGCUGAAGACCUAGGGUUCAGGUAUUAUAAAGGGGCACUAGUUUCCGAUGGUGAUAGUUUUUCAAGCACGCAAGAAAAGCCAACUGGACGGAGGCGGGACUACGUUCCAUCCUCGGAUCCUGGAUCAAGGCUGCCCCAUAUGAACAUUCAGUUAUUGUCACAUUCAAAAGAGGAAACCUGCUCUACCCUGGACCUUGUAUCUGCAAACGAUGUCGAAUUCCUUCUUAUUAUAUCCGCAAUUGAAGAAUCGUAUCAACUAGCUCAGGCUGCAUUUAAGAUGGCUCAGGAAUUUCAACUCCCACUUAAGGUAUGCAUAAUGUGGCAAGACAAAGCAACAUAUGCAGUCCUUAGCAGCAGCGAAAGGCUACUUUCACCGUGGAAAAACUUCGUAGAUGUUGUGGAUGCUAAAACUUGUCCCGGUUUACCAUCGUGGUGGGAUCUCUGUCAGAUGACGAAUAGAGGAGCUAUUCUAGUGAGGCCAGACGAGCACGUAGCAUGGCGCACAAAGUCAGGGAUCGAGGGUGAUCCUGUUUCGGAGCUCAAGAAAGUUUUCUCAGCUAUACUGAGAUUAGAUUCAUGAUGCAAUUGGACAUGUAUGGAAAUAAGAGGCAAGGUUUAGGUUUAUAGAACCAAAUUUUUCUAUUUAUCUUUACAUCAGAUAUGUACCUUUAAGCUACCCAUUCUCUUAAAAAUAGAAAUAAAACACAACACAGACUUUUGUUUAUGAAUAAA
Messenger RNA from Salvia splendens (bonfire salvia), 2506 nucleotides. RefSeq names its product putative polyketide hydroxylase. Gene Ontology annotation, cellular component: mitochondrion. Lineage: Eukaryota; Viridiplantae; Streptophyta; Magnoliopsida; Lamiales; Lamiaceae. The record is from RefSeq and is a predicted model, not a curated record. Gene Ontology annotation, molecular function: FAD binding; 3-demethoxyubiquinol 3-hydroxylase activity. The transcript has 11 exons. Bases 225 to 2354 code for a protein of 709 amino acids. Gene Ontology annotation, biological process: ubiquinone biosynthetic process.